This is a messenger RNA of Musa acuminata AAA Group (dessert banana), 1530 nucleotides long. RefSeq names its product heterogeneous nuclear ribonucleoprotein 1-like. NCBI's taxonomy places the organism in Eukaryota, Viridiplantae, Streptophyta, Magnoliopsida, Zingiberales, Musaceae. Bases 66 to 1163 code for a protein of 365 amino acids. Gene Ontology annotation, biological process: regulation of translation. Gene Ontology annotation, molecular function: mRNA binding. The transcript has 4 exons. The record is from RefSeq and is a predicted model, not a curated record.
AAGAACCCUAAAAACAACAGAGAGCAAGCGAGCUAGCACAGGCGGAGGAGAGGAGAGGAGAGGAGAUGGAGUCGCUGUCGUCGUCGACACUAACCUCUGGGACGUCCUUGGCGGCGUCGGCAUGGGACGGGGGGAGGCUGUUUGUCGGUGGCGUCUCGUCGGACACGAGGGAGGAGACGCUGGCGGAGCACUUCGAGAGGUACGGCGAGGUGAAGGAGGUGGUGGUGUUGAGGAACCGGGUCACCGGGAGCGGGAGAGGCUUCGGCUUCGUGCAGUUCGCGAAUUUGGAGGGCCCCGAGCGCGCGCUCAAGGAAGCGAAGCAUGUCAUUCAUGGAAGAACAGUUGAAGUGAAAAGAGCCAUACCGAGAGGUGAGCAACGCCAAAACCAACAAUCCUGGAAUGCACAUCAGGAUGGAGGAUCCAGUGGUUCAAGUAGGAUCACUGGUAAUAGUAACAACCAAAAUGGCAGCCACAUAAAUUCAAAAAAGAUUUUCAUAGGAGGUUUAGCAGGCGAUGUCACACACCAGGAGCUUAAGAGUUAUUUUGAGAAGUUUGGUUCUGUCGUUGAUACAGUUGUCAUGUAUGAUAGUGCCACUCAACGUCCAAGAGGUUUUGGCUUCAUCACAUUUUCUUCAGAGGAGCCUGUGGCGACGGUACUAAAGAAUAGACACCAUAAGUUGAAUGGGAAACUUGUAGAGGUUAAGAUUGCAGUCCCCAAGGAUUACAGUGAUUGUACAAAUAAUAGAAAUAGUGAGAAUUAUUACAAUGUAAGUGCUUUUGGUGGACAAUGUGGAAGAUGGCCUGUUUAUGGCACCUAUCAAGGUUAUAUGCAUCCAUAUUAUGGAUAUCCUAAUUAUGUAACAACACCUUUUUCUCCUUAUCUUUAUGGUGGACUAUAUGGAGGAGGAUAUAAUAACGGUGGUUAUGGGAUUGGACAUGGGUGCCUUCUUCAUAGUCCUAGGAACACAUGGAAUAUUUCAAAAAGAAUGGUAGAUUUCCAUACAUAUCCUCCCUAUUUCAGUAGAGACUACAGAAGUUAUGAUCGAGGUCAUGGAUUUGAUGAUGGUAAUGAGAACAAAGACGGUCUUGGUGUGCAAACGACAGUUAAGAGUGUGACAGAUUCACAGGUAGAAGCAGAAGAUGUGAAUUGUGAUGCACAAUGAAUUUUGAUUGGCGACUUUGGGUCAACACUGGAUUCCCGGCAGCAGCUUCAUGCCGACAAUCCGAACUUGGAUAGGAUGCUACCAUAUUGCUGGACAUUGGAUUCACAAGAGCUGCGAAUCAUCUUGAAGCCUUGGCGCUGGACAUCUGAUGCAACAAGUCUUCUCACCUGCUGCUGCCAAUCAUCUUGGAGCCUGUUCUCAAUUGUAAGCAUAGCCAUUGAAAUGAACAAAAUCGCUACAGAUUUUUUUUGCUAUACCUGAUGUCGCUGAAAAAAAUUGCUCAGACAUUGGACAUGUACAAUCACAUAUUUGAUCUUUUUAAUUCUUAAAUUGCUGUCUCAAUUAUUAGUUGGAUCGAUCAUAAAAA